Archocentrus centrarchus (flier cichlid) is the source of this 4348-nucleotide messenger RNA. Its product is annotated as endosialin-like. The transcript has a single exon. The record is from RefSeq and is a predicted model, not a curated record. Gene Ontology annotation, cellular component: external side of plasma membrane; extracellular matrix. The coding region runs from base 224 to 2308 and encodes 694 amino acids. Gene Ontology annotation, biological process: cell migration. Lineage: Eukaryota; Metazoa; Chordata; Actinopteri; Cichliformes; Cichlidae. Gene Ontology annotation, molecular function: calcium ion binding; extracellular matrix binding; extracellular matrix protein binding.
AGAGCAGCUCAGUAUCAGCCGUAUAGAGUGAAGACCACAUACAGACAAAAAAAAAAGUUAAAAUUUAGGGAGGACAUUUCUGAUAGGCAACAAAACCAGCCAAUGUAACAUUAAAAGGAAACUUUUAAGGGCAGAAGAUAAAAUUCUGGAGGAAAUUAGGGUGAGAGAUAGGCAGAGUAAAGAUAUAAGACCAGUUCUAAAAAAAAAAAAAAGAAAAAAAAGAAUGGGGUCUCUGGUGAACAGUGCUGCUGCUUUUCUAUCAACCUCCCUGCUGGUAUUGCUCUUUGGAUUUUCUUCAGUCCUGGCCCAGGACCUGAGAGAGACAGAUGCACUAUGUAAUUCAGAUGGCUGCUUUGUGGUCUAUUUUCAACGCAAAACCUUUCUGGACUCAUGGAGGGCCUGCAAAGAAAAAGGUGGCAACCUGGCCACCAUCAAACAGAAGGAGGAUGCAACUACUAUUGCCACUCUCUUUUCCACUGUAGACCUGCGCCACUCGCGUACCAAAGUCCAAGUAUGGAUUGGUCUUCAGCGCCAGCCUCGCCAGUGCACUACCACACACCCAUUGCGGGGUUUCUCUUGGACUACUGGUGACCAGGACACAGAGUAUACCAACUGGCAAAACGAGGACUCCCCUAGCUUGUGUUCAAUGCCUCGCUGUGUGGCUGUGAGUUACAGCACUCAAGUGCAGGAUGAUAACUUUAAAUGGCUAGAUGGUGCUUGUGUAGUUUCUGUAGAUGGGUAUCUUUGCCAUUAUGCCUACAAAGGAAUGUGUCCUGCCCUGUGGAGUGAGGGAGAAGGCAAUGUUAACUACACCACACCAUUUAACCUUCUGAGUACACUGCUAACCUCUGUACCCUUUGGAUCUGUUGCUACUGUACUCUGUCCUACAGGCACCAAAGAGGAACAGACAGUUGUGUGUAUGCUGAGGGAAGAUGGCUCAGUGGGGUGGUCAAGAGAAUCUCCCCUUUGUUCUCAUUUCUCCAACCUGUGUGAACAAGAUAAUGGUGGAUGUGAGCAUUUCUGUAUCUCAGCUGGUGGUCAUGUCUUCUGUAAAUGUGCUGAUGGGUAUCAACUUGGUGAGAAUGGGCAGAGCUGUCACCUGUCUGUACUUUGUCAAGGUGCCUCCUGUGAAUUUGAAUGCCUGCCCCUCUCAGAUGGCUAUCGUUGUGCUUGUCUUGAUGGAUACACGCUUGCACCAGAUGAGCGCACCUGCCUUGAUGUAGAUGAAUGCCUCCAAAGUCCUUGCGAGCAGAUAUGUGAGAAUUAUGAAGGUGGGUUUGAGUGCUAUUGUAGGAAAGGUUUUGAACUCAUGUCUGAUCACUCCUCAUGUCAGAAGAUAGAGGAAGGAGACACUAUCACUCCUCCUUUGCCUUGGAUCACUCGCCAGGCUGGACCUGCAUGGGACUAUGACUGGAACUCAGAGCAGCGCCACACUGGCUGGCCUACACAGGAGGAGCAAUCUCUGGACUGGCUAACAGAUCCACCCAGAGUUUUAAAUUCUGGUGUAAUUUGGCUCACCAGUAUCCCACAAGAGGAAUUGUCUUAUGAUUCAGCACUGGAGCCCUUGACACAGGAUACUGCCAAAGAUGAAGAAGAUAUAGGCAGAGUUGAUUGGUCGGAGGGGGAUCAGAGAUCUCAGUCUGAGCUGAAUGUUUUCUCAUCAACUACCUACACCACUCUUCAUCCCUUCAGCUCUACCACUAUCACAGACUGGUACAAGAAAGAUGAGGAAGCAGCUACUACAGCUCCUCCUUUGUAUUCCACCUCAACUAUCUCAGAGGGAGCUUUGAAUUGGUGGACAGAUCUCACCACACUGAGCCAAAGUCCAGGAAAACCACAUCAUUCUUUUACAGACGAUAACAUGCCUAGAGAUUCAAGCUACCACAAAGAGUCAGAAGGGGAAAAACAGAGGAAUCUCCUCAGGGAAAACAUUCAGUUCAAAGAGGAGGAGUUAAACAAAGAGGAAAAGGACUUUGUAGAAAUUACCCACAGUCAAAACCUGGCUGUUCCCACCAAAUUUACGUCUUCCCAGCCACACCUAAUUGAGGAAGGGAAGAGUGACGACAGCUUGGAUUCUGCCACAAAAGACGGGCGACAGAAACAGGGGAGCAUUUGGCUCAUAGUGGGGCUCUUCAUUCCCAUCUGCAUCUUCAUUGUGGUAAUGUUGGCACUGGGUAUUGCCUACUGCAAUCGCUGCGCAGUUAAGUCACACAAUAAAGAUGCCACUGACUGCUACCACUGGAUCUCAGGGGCUCAUGAUAAACAAGGAGAUUCUAACCCCUCAGCAGGGACCCAGACCCAUGUUUAAAACAGAGAAGGCAAAAUCAGACAUUUACGUGAAUAAACUUUGUUUUAGAGGUAAAGAAGAGUGGAUGAUGAAGCUGGUCACAGCCAAGACAAAAAAAAAUCUUCUAACUACUGAAAUUGUGGACUGUUUGAACACAUUUGGAUAUAACUUUUGAAUAACCACUAACAGAGGUGGGAAAAGUACACAAAAACUCUUUUGGGAAUAAGGUCUCUUGUAGAGAGUACUUUUAGCAUACAUCCUUUAUAAAAAUGUGUGUUAGCAUUUAUUGAUUUCAGCAUUUCACUUUUGGAAGUAAUUCCUGCUUAGAGCCUUAGCAGAGGUGGUAAUAAUAAUUUGUGGUAAUAAAAGGAAAUGGAGGUCCCUUUCAAACAGAGUACUCAAGGCUCACUCAGUUAAUUUCAAUAGCAGAUCACUGCAGAUAACAUUACUUUUAAGUAUGUUAAAGGGGAUUUAUGUGUGCAGUUAGGUCUCAGUGUAUAAAAGGAAAAUAUCCAUGAGGAAGGACAUUCAGGCAUAGAAUAUCACUGUGGAGAGCAGAAUUGUUUAAUACAAAAACAUUCUUUCUAAAUACAGUUCUUGUCACCAGUUUGUUUUUUUGUUGUUUUAUUUACACACACACACACACACACACACACACACACACACACACACACACACACACACACACACACACACACACACACACACACACACACUUUUUUUCAAUGACGAAAGAAAAGAGCAUAAAGUGAAGGGCUUCUCAUCGCACAGAUACUGGUUGUAGCCGCUGUUGUGUGACAUCGACAUGUUUCUGACGCUUUGUAACUCUAAUUCCUUAAUACAGUUCAGAAAUGUUUUUUAUGUUGGAUGAAAUCCAGCGGUGCGCAAAUUGCUUUAAGUGCAGCUGCUGAUGGAGCUUCACAUUUUUAAAUUCCUAAAUGGCAAUCCAAUCUCAAGAGAUUCAUGAACUACAUUCCAAAUUGACAAAGGGGGAAAGGAAAUGUAUACAAGCUCAAACAAGAUACUGAUAAAAUGUCACAUUUUUGUGGUUAAAGGUGUUUUUGAUGAAGUUCAAAAAAGUUCCAUUUGCAUUUUUAAUAUUUUAGGGACAGACUAUAAACUAUGAACAUCAGUUGUGUGCCACAAUUUGCUAAGAAUUUAUGAAUUAAAGAUCAUGACAAGUGCUCAGUUUGAAAGUUUAUUAUUGAUCAUGGAAAUAUUGACCAGUAUGUUUAAAUGCAUUUGAAAAUCCAAAUCUACUAAACAGAUUAAAUAUAUGACAAGGGCUUUGAAUGUAUUUGUGUCAUAAUUUUUUAUGAUAUCACUUGAUAUUUCUCAUGUACCUUCAUCAGACUAUUUAACAGUGGAGAAAAUUGUAAAGGUAUUUUUAGUCACUUGCAAAGAAAAAGAGAAAUGAAUGUGGGUAGAGGAGGGGAUGGUUGUUUGUGACAAUAAACAGUAAAUGGAAAAGAGGGUCCUUCCUUAGGAAGUAUUUGUACAGAAAAUACAACAGGAUAAUUCUGGCCCCACUGACAGGAAGCAUUGUGAUUAUACUGACUAAUGGAAUCCACUAAUCAAAACCAGGUUCUGUCUUUGGCUCUCAAAGGGGGUCUCACUCUCUCUUCUCUCUGUCUGACCUAUUUUCAACAUUAUCAUCUUUGCAGAUUUCAGUAUAUGGACACAGUCCUCUCACCUGUGAACAGAGCUAUACUCUCCUCUUUCUUAUGUUACUUAUAUUAUUAAUAAAAGUGGUCUUAGUUUGUUAGGUUUGCCCAUUAGUACUUCCCAUUUUAGUAUAUCAAUAAUAACAAGUUGUGCACAGAUCUUUUGCACAUGAACAUAGUGCUGUUACUAAAAAGAAGUGCAGCCCAGAAGAAGCAACAAGACAGUUAAGAGCUAUACAACCUCAGGUUCCCCUUUGUCAACACAGUUCUGAGGGCUCCAGCGAUUAUUCAAAUUCUGUUUCUACCAAAUUUUAUGGGAGUUAACUUGGGAUAUUUGACUUUAUUUUUUUUUUUUUUUUAAGCCUGUCAUGUCUGGCAGAUCUUGCAAACAGAACUG